UUAAACUGUUGGCCUCAGAUCUGGAAGCUUCUUUCUCCCAGCAGCACAAGGAAGCAGAAAGACUCUCCCAUCUGACUCAGGAAAACCAAAAGCUGGUUUCUGAGAAUGAAAGACUGCAGACAGUAAACAGACAGCAGCAAGAAGCAGCAGAGGAUGUGGGGGUAAAUUGUGCUGAAGUCAUGGCACUGAAAGACCACAUCGCUGUGCAGCAGGAGGAAAGUCUAGAGAAAGACAACACAAUCAGGUCUCUCUGUGUCGUUAUUGAGAAUCUUCGAAGUGCAAUGGGAAACCGAGAUGAAAUGGUUUCCUGUCUGCAGGACAAAGUUAAACUGUUGGCCUCAGAUCUGGAAGCUUCUUUCUCCCAGCAGCACAAGGAAGCAGAAAGACUCUCCCAUCUGACUCAGGAAAACCAAAAGCUGGUUUCUGAGAAUGAAAGACUGCAGAGUGAACUCCAAUCUGCCCUGCUCGCUCUGAAAGAGCUCCAGGAAGAAGAAACAGGUGGCAGCAGAUCUGAGGAGGAACAUCUCAGGGCUCAAGUAGCUGAUCUCAUGAAGUCACAGACAGAGCUCCUGCUGAGCAAAGAAGAGCUGAAAGGAACAGUCUAUGACAUGACAGCAGAGCUCGAAGGGAAAAACACCAUCAUCAACAACCUCAAGAACAAUCUGGAGGCGUGCCACAUUCAGCAAGAACGAUCAGAAGAGCUUUAUCAGUUGAAUUGUGCUGAGCAACAGGAGGACAGUCUGCAGAAAGACAAGGAAAUAGGAUCCCUGCACUUCAAUAUUCAGACUCUACUAACUGAAGCUGAAGACCGAGACAACACGGUUUCUGCGCUGGAAAUCAAAGUCAAACAGUUGGCCUCAGACCUUGAAGAAGAACAAGCAAAAAACAGUUCUCUUCAGAGGGACCUCGAGGCUGCUCAGUUGAAUUGUGCUGAGAAGCAACAGGAGGACAGUCUGCAGAAAGACAAGGAAAUAGGAUCCCUGCACUUCAAUAUUCAGACUCUACUAACUGAAGCUGAAGACCGAGACAACACAGUUUCUGCACUGGAAAUCAAAGUCAAACAGUUGGCCUCAGACCUUGAAGAAGAACAAGCAAAAAACAGUUCUCUUCAGAGGGACCUCGAGGCUGCUCAGUUGAAUUGUGCUGAGAAGCAACAGGAGGACAGUCUGCAGAAAGACAAGGAAAUAGGAUCCCUGCACUUCAAUAUUCAGACUCUACUAACUGAAGCUGAAGACCGAGACAACACGGUUUCUGCGCUGGAAAUCAAAGUCAAACAGUUGGCCUCAGACCUUAAAGAAGAACAAGCAAAAAACAGUUCUCUUCAGAGGGACCUCGAGGCUGCUGUCUCCCGGCCACAGAAGGACGUAGAGGAAUCAGAAGAGCUGGAAAGUCUGACUCCUGAAAAUGAAAAACAGGCUUCUGAGAUCACAAGGCUGAAAGGUGAACUCAAGGCUGCCAAGCUCGCUGAAGAACAGCUGCAGAAAGAAGGUAGCAGAAGAGAUGAGGAGAAUAAGGAGCAAAAAGCUCUGCUCAUUAAAGCGCGUAAAACCCUUCAAAGUCGAAAGAAGGAGCUCCUUGAGAAGUCCCAGGCUUUAGAAAAUAGUCUGGCUGCUGAAAAAGUAUUAAAGUCUGCCCUCGAAGAUGAAAAAAUGUGCUCCAAGCGAAUGUUCUCACAACAGCAGGCAGCACCUGAUGCCGCCGAGUCCUCAAAGCGUCUGAUGGACGAAGUGAAGAUGUUGAGGAAGGAGAACGCAGACAUCAGGGCUCAACUGGAGACCACAUUUAGAGAACACCAGCAAACCAAGGCAAAAUAUGAGUUUCUUUAUGAGCACCAGGAACAGAUGCUUUCCUCAAAGACUGAUAUCAUCUCAGAAAAUAAGAUCACCACCAUGAACCUCCAGAUCAUGGUAGAAGACUUGAAGGCAGCGCAGCUUGAGAGCAGGACAAGGCAGACAUCUCUGGAAGGUGCACUCAGAGAGACGAGGGAGAAGACGUGUGAGCUGCAACAGGCAGCUGAUAAAGCUGCCGCUCAGCUCGAGACAGAAAAGACCAAGUGCUUCAAGCAAGGACUCGAGCUGCAGGAAGCUUUGAUCAAGAACAACGUGUGUCUGAAGGAAAGGCAGAACCUGUUGGAGGCUCUUCAGAGAACUCAGGACACCGGCUUCAUGCAAACCAAACAACAGAUGCAAACGGCCGACAUCGACCUCAGGCUCAUCGGGCAACAAGUGGAACUGGACCAAAGCAGGACGGCUUUCCGCAAGCUGCAUGAUCAACACGCUGAACUGGGGAAGGAGAACUCCGACCUUAAAGGCAGCUAUCGUAAGCUGCGUUACGCUUACAAGGAUCUCAAGGUCCAAUACAAAACGCUCUGCAUCGCCAGCGAUUACUCCCAAUCAUAA
Molecule: messenger RNA, 2399 nt
Organism: Labrus mixtus (cuckoo wrasse)
Lineage: Eukaryota; Metazoa; Chordata; Actinopteri; Labriformes; Labridae
Product: paramyosin-like
Exons: 2
Coding region: 180-2399 (739 amino acids)
Source: RefSeq, a predicted model, not a curated record